AUGUCUUCCCCCAGAUCUGCCGUGCACAUCCCCCAAACCCCAGCCUUCCUUGACAGUGUCCGCCUCCGCGACAUUGAGCUCCCCCUCCCGGCCGCUCCAGACCCAUGGCAUCGUCCUGACAAACCGCAGCCCUGCACCGCAAGCCUCAAGCUAUCCUACUCAUCCGCCAUCGCCGCCGCAGAACAAGACGAUGUCUCCCUCUCCCUUGACUACGGCAAGCUCUUCCGGCGCCUGGAGACCGACGUCCGCGAAAUGGCCCACCACACCACUUCCCCGGAGCACCCGCACCACCGCAUGAUCAGCGUCGAGGGCACGCAGCGCGAGGAGAUGAAAGUUAGCGCCGUCGGCCAGGACCCGCGUGUCACGGCCGGUAUCGUAGCGAACUGCGGUCUGGGCCUACUAGACGAAACAGCCGCCGGCGUGCGCCGCAUGUCGCAUGUGCACCAGAGUCCACGGAAUAGCUUCUCGGGCGCGCAAUUGCCCCCCGUGCCUCCCCCCGCGCCUCUGUCCCCAAUUGCGGCGGAGUACGGGCGGUGCGAGGUGUGGCUGCAUCUUCCGAAGGCGCUGCUGCGUGCGGAGGAGGGGCUCAAGUAUCGGAGCGUCACGGUGUGGGGGUACAAAGAUGGCGCGGAUGCGGAGGCGUUGUUGGACUCUGAGUCGCGGUGUCCCGUUGUGUUGGAGGAGGAGUUCCGUAUUGAGGGGAUCCGAUGCUACUGCAUUCUCGGGGUGAAUUCGCAUGAGCGGGUUGAGAAACAGGCUGUUAUUAUUUCUCUGGGCUUCGAGGGUCCUGGACAGUUGGCUUGGGGGUCGACCGUAGUCGAUACGUAUGUGGCUCUGACGCGGGCCGUCGCAGAGAAAGUCGACGAGACUACCUUCCAGACUGUGGAAGCGCUGGCAACCUUCGUGGCUCGCAUUGUGACGGUGGACUUUGGCAAUGAGCGCGUCACUGUGCGUGUCGAGAAGCCCAGCGCCAUGGCGUUUGUCCAGCGCUCUGGUGUCGAGAUCACUCGGACCCAAGAAUUCUUCAAGAACCACGAGGUGGCGCGCAGGUGA
Molecule: messenger RNA, 1053 nt
Organism: Penicillium daleae
Lineage: Eukaryota; Fungi; Ascomycota; Eurotiomycetes; Eurotiales; Aspergillaceae
Product: dihydroneopterin aldolase family protein
Exons: 2
Coding region: 1-1053 (350 amino acids)
Biological process (GO): folic acid-containing compound metabolic process
Cellular component (GO): cytoplasm
Molecular function (GO): dihydroneopterin aldolase activity
Source: RefSeq, a predicted model, not a curated record